Macroventuria anomochaeta is the source of this 1095-nucleotide messenger RNA. RefSeq lists its product as uncharacterized. The coding region runs from base 120 to 971 and encodes 283 amino acids. The transcript has 2 exons. Lineage: Eukaryota; Fungi; Ascomycota; Dothideomycetes; Pleosporales; Didymellaceae. The record is from RefSeq and is a predicted model, not a curated record.
CCAUGCCAGGAAAGAACACGCUAUCAUCAUUGCCUUAGGAGCUUUCAAGAGCUUCUUGAGCUCCUGAGAGGUUCAAAACUGUGCUACACCACGGCUAUUGUCAUUCAAAGACAUACGUGAUGAGCCACAAGAUGCUUCCACCGAUCCCAAUACAAUCGAAGUUCCGUUCGACACCAACGAUCGACCGAGGUAACCAUGGAGAAGCACCACCGUCAUAUCGAGCAUCAGUGCAGACUCCACCUUCACUUGACAUCUCUCAACGUCUCGAAAGAAAACUAGCACAAUACAACGCAUCCCAGAAUGUCUGGAAACGUUGGCUGUUCGAGAUCAUCAGCUGGACAACAAGUGCUGCCUGGUGCGGUUAUCGGUAUGCUGCUAUACUCUCGAGACCACCUCUUGAGCGAGCGAUCCUUCGCUCUCGCGGCCUACAACGUACAGUCCGAUGUUCGCUUCUGCAGCCCUCAUACUACCCUCUUCUGAGGCUAUUGGACAACUCAAGUGGACAUGGUUCCACGGUAACGAGUCGAAAGAGAUGUUCGACUUCGAGAUAUUCGACAAGGCAUCGAGAGGAGCGUGGGGUUCCUUUCUCCUUCUAUUUCACACGAAGGGACGCUCGCUUGCUGCGCUCGGUGCAAUCUACAAGCCUACAUAUAUUCCUGAGUACUUCUUGGGUUGGGAUCAUCACAAUACGACAUGAAUUUCCUGCCAGCUGUGCAAAAUUUCAGAACGACUGUGGUGAGGUACUCAGAAGCAUACGAUAUGAGCCUGAUGCCGCCCAGGAGUUCAGAGAAGGACUAGAGUCGACUAUGGACGAUGUGGAUACCAACAUCGUUGCAGAGAAGUUCUUGUAUAGAAAUGGCACACAAAUUCUCUCGCUCACUAGAGGCUCUAUCAACGGCACCAAGGCCAAAGUACCUGUGGUAAGUCAGCCCUUCAUUCACGUGUAUCUAGACUUCUUGCCAACCCAGUAACAUGAUGAUUGCAUCUACUCGGGAAUGGUUACUCUGUCGAAAGCUCCGAAAGCCCUCGCUAACGUCUCGUCUCGAGUAGUCUUGCCCAUCGAGUAACUGCACUUGGCCAGCCUGAGAAACGCUA